Dermatophagoides farinae (American house dust mite) is the source of this 1671-nucleotide messenger RNA. RefSeq lists its product as uncharacterized. Gene Ontology annotation, cellular component: membrane. NCBI's taxonomy places the organism in Eukaryota, Metazoa, Arthropoda, Arachnida, Sarcoptiformes, Pyroglyphidae. Gene Ontology annotation, biological process: sodium ion transport. Gene Ontology annotation, molecular function: sodium channel activity. The record is from RefSeq and is a predicted model, not a curated record.
AUGGAAAAUGAAAUUCACCAAGAAUCGUUGAUGACAAUGUCAAGUCAACAAAUACAGCAACCAAUAACAGCAAUGACCAUUUCUGAUUUGUCUGAAGAUAACAACGAUAAUGAUGAUGAUGAUGAAAAUGAUUUCAAUGUUAUACAUUAUAUUCUCACCGGUUUCGGUCUACAACAUCUGGUCAAAACAGGACAUCUAAAUGUGAUGGAUAUUCUUCAUACAUUUGGAUCAUUAUUAGCAUUAUUUGGAUGUUUAUGUCAUCUAAUAGCUGUAAGCAGAAUUUAUUUUGCUUAUAACACUGAUAUGAAUGUUAUAUUCAAACGUGAAACCAAAAUUGAUAUUCCAGCCAUUACUAUUUGUUCGAAUAUAUCAAAAAUGGCCAAUGAAGUAUAUCUAUUGGGAAAAUAUUCAACAAAAUUAAAACAAAUGAAUGAAUAUCCACAGGCUAAAUAUUUAGCAUAUGAAAAAUUAUUAAAAAAUCUUACAUUAAAUGAACAACUAAAUUUGGCAACAAUUUCAGCCGAACAAUUAUUUCAUCAUUGUAAAAUUGUUAAACCAAUGGCAUUUGAACGAACCAUAGCCGGUGAUUAUAUUUCCUGUACAGAUAUUGUUCCUAUACGUGAAUUUAUAUCAUUGAAAAAGAAAUGCUACUCAAUUGGAUUACAAUUGAAUGAUGAAUCGAAUGAUCGUUUUAUUAUUGAUCAUGAUACAACGAUACGUGAUAAUGGAUUUCCAUUGAUGAUUAUUCAUCUUUUAAAUGAAUAUAUUGAUAAUCCAAAAAUUUAUGUUGAAUCACGAAAAACACCAUAUCUUGCACCUAUCGGUGGUCAUAUUAAUUUUUUUCGUGCAAAUAAUUCAAAAUUUGAAAGUAUAUCAUUUAAUUUUGCCAAAACAAAAAAUCAACUACUUGAACCACCAUAUCGAACAAAUUGUCGCCAUUAUGAAGAGAUUGGAUACAAAUCAUUGAUGCAUUGUAUGAAUCAUUGUAAGGCCCAGUAUUUUAUCGAUCAUUUUAAUGGAUGGCAUGCUAAUAUUCCAGCCAAUAAUGGUGAUAAUCUGGAUAUUCAUUUUGCACCAGCAGAAUAUAGAAAGAAUAAAACAUUGGAUAAAAUUGUAUCGAAUAAAUGUUCACAAUUCUGUAGUAAACGUCAGGAUUGUGUUUGUGAACUAUUCAAGAUAACAAUUAUGGAAGAAAUUGAACGAAAUAAUGAAAAUAUACAAUUAAAAGAUCGAUUUCAAUUGAAAGUAAUGAUACCGAUUGAUUUGAAUAAAUAUUAUACACACAAACCACGUAUGGAAUGGAUUGAAUUCAUCUGUUUUUAUGCAUCAACAAUAAGUCUUUGGUUUGGAUUCUCAAUUAUUGCUUUUGCACGUUCCAUCAUGCAUCUGAUACAUCAUAAUUGUCUAAUUCGAUUAAAGAAAGAAAAAUCAAACGAAUAUAAAACUGAAGAAACAAAUUGAUGAAAAUCAAAAUUAUUUAUUCCAUAAUCAACUGUUUGAUGAUAAUGAUGAAUGUAAUUAUCAUAUAAACAAGUAAACUUACACAUGCACACACAUCAUACACAUCUCAUUGAAUUAAUGAACCACAACAUUUAAUUAUAAUCAAUUGGAAAAAAAAUGAAAAUUAAUGCAAUCAACACUCGUCUCUCUCUCUCUCUCGCGCUCGUACUA